This is a messenger RNA of Carlito syrichta (Philippine tarsier), 1290 nucleotides long. It is a transcript of the gene PNOC, whose product is annotated as prepronociceptin. The transcript has 4 exons. Bases 302 to 832 code for a protein of 176 amino acids. Gene Ontology annotation, cellular component: axon terminus; plasma membrane; dendrite. The record is from RefSeq and is a predicted model, not a curated record. NCBI's taxonomy places the organism in Eukaryota, Metazoa, Chordata, Mammalia, Primates, Tarsiidae. Gene Ontology annotation, molecular function: opioid receptor binding. Gene Ontology annotation, biological process: sensory perception; neuropeptide signaling pathway; chemical synaptic transmission.
AGAGUCCAGGUACAGCAGGCUUGAGAAUGGAUGGAUGGGUGGAUGGGGAGGUGGGGAUGUCACAGGUCUGAUGGCAGAGCCAGGGGGAGGGGGAACAGCCAGGAGGGCUCGCAGGCUCUGCUUGAUGAAGGGGGUCAGCGUGUGUGUGUGUCAUCGAGGUGGGCAGGGAGAGGGAGGGCUGUGCGUGGGGGGAGGCUAUAUAGGCUGGUGUGGCUGAUACGGCAGAACCGAGCCUCACAUCCGUCCGAGGGAGCCGGGGACUGACAGCUCUCAGCAUCCUGCUUCCUGCUGCUCUUGCACCAUGAAAGUCCUGCUUUGUGUCCUCCUGCUGCCCAGCCUCCUCCCCAGCGUCUUCAGCAGUUGUCAGAGGGACUGUCUCACCUGCCGGGAGAAGCUCCGCCCAGCCCUGGACAGCUUCGACCUGGAGGUGUGCGUCCUCGAGUGUGAAGAGAAGGUCUUCCCCAGCCCCCUCUGGACUCCGUGCUCCAAGGUCACGGCCAGGGGCUCCUGGCAGCUCAGCCCCGCAGACCCCGAGCACGUGGCGGCUGCCCGGUACCAGCCAAGAGCCACCGAGAUGCAGCACCUGAAGCGGAUGCCCCGCGUCCGGAGCCUGUCCCAAGCGCCCGAAGAGGCUGGGCCUGGUGUGGAGGGGGCUGGUGACACCGAGCAGAAGCAGCUGCAGAAGAGGUUUGGGGGCUUCACGGGGGCCCGGAAGUCAGCCCGGAAGUUGGCCAACCAGAAGCGGUUCAGUGAGUUUAUGAGGCAGUACCUGGUCCUGAGCAUGCAGUCCAGCCAGCGCCGGCGCACCCUGCACCAGAAUGGUAAUGUGUAGCCGGAAGGGGCGCCCCUCCCAGCUGCACCGGCCUCUGCAACCCAUGAGCGUCCGGGUGACCCCCCAAACAGCAUGUGUCCAGCCCCAGACCUGCCGCCUGGGAAUCAGGAUUCCUUCUUCCCCGAGGCACUGAGCGAGCACCUGCAGGACCCCCCAGCCUCCCCGCAGGCUUUGCCUCCAGAACCUCCCCGUCUGGUUGACCCUGCCCCACCCCCGGCAUGCUCCCCCCACCUGUUGCCACAUCAGAGUGUAUUUUUGUAAUUCCUCCGGCUAACAUUUCAGCAACCCCUGUCUCUGCCACUCGCCCACCUCCUCCUCUGAGGGCCGGCGACCAGAAUACCAAGCCUGGGGUUUUGACUGGUCACUGCCAUCCCUUGUUUGUAAAAGAGCUGUUCUUUUUGACUGAUUGUUUUGAACAACGAUUUCUCCAUUAAACUUCUACUGAGCAAACGGUUCAU